AUGUCGGCUUUGGAAACAACCACACCAGCCAUGUACUCCAAGUCAUUGGCCAUGAUCGAUGAUUUAAUUUAUAAAUUACAAAACAACCAAUUCAUAGCUUCAAGCUCUAAACCAUCAUCACAAUCAACAACAAAUUCACAAGGUGCAUCAAAACAAAAAGGAAAUAACACUGCCUCUUCAUCAUCAGCAAAACCAAAGGCACAAAAGAAGGAUACCACCAACAAGCCUUCGAUUCCUUCUUCUCCUUUCCACCAAACCUAUAUUGUUGUUGCAAGAAUUGAAGCUGUUGAAAAGCAUCCAGAAUCCGAAAAGCUUUACAAGAUGACUCUUUCUGUGGGGCAAGGACAACACAAGAAUCUUGUGGCUGGAUUGAGAAAAUUCUAUUCCGAGGAUCAGCUUUUACAUCGAAAAGUAUUGGCAAUACUUAAUUUGAAACCAAAAAAGCUUGCUGGAGUGUUGAGCGAGGCAAUGGUGUUGGCAGGUUCUACUGGCUCUGGUGAUAAUGAAACGGUGAAAGUGUUGGAACCUGCUGACGAGGCUCAAGUUGGUGAUCGAGUCAUCCUGGAAAAAGAUUUUGAUUCUGAACAACAACAAUGGAAAAGCGCCUAUGUGAGCUCUCCAGAAGACCGCUGCUCGCCCAAUCAAUGGGAAAAGAUGGUUAAGGAGCUUUCUGUACUGAAUGGUCAACCAAGUUAUGCCAAACAAAUUUUAUGCGUCGCGGGUCAGCAACAAACAAUCAAAGUGAAAUGCGAAUUACCUGAUGGAAGUGAAAUUCAUUAG
Naegleria lovaniensis is the source of this 780-nucleotide messenger RNA. RefSeq lists its product as uncharacterized. Lineage: Eukaryota; Heterolobosea; Eutetramitea; Acrasida; Naegleriidae. Gene Ontology annotation, molecular function: tRNA binding. The transcript has a single exon. The coding region runs from base 1 to 780 and encodes 259 amino acids. The record is from RefSeq and is a predicted model, not a curated record.